Odontomachus brunneus is the source of this 947-nucleotide messenger RNA. RefSeq names its product protein ARV1 (gene Arv1). Lineage: Eukaryota; Metazoa; Arthropoda; Insecta; Hymenoptera; Formicidae. The coding region runs from base 184 to 912 and encodes 242 amino acids. Gene Ontology annotation, cellular component: cortical endoplasmic reticulum; Golgi apparatus. The transcript has 4 exons. The record is from RefSeq and is a predicted model, not a curated record. Gene Ontology annotation, biological process: sterol metabolic process; intracellular sterol transport; sphingolipid metabolic process.
CAAUAGGAGAACAGCUUUCUAAUAUAGAAUUCAAUUCUCCAUUGGAAAGCUAUUCUUUUAUUGGAUAUCGGUUGUCGUACAUCGGAUAUCAGAUGCGGUGUGAAUCCUGCAUUAUAGUAACAGGAAAAGUUUGGAGGAUCAACGAAAUUCAAUUAGCGUGAAAAUAAUAUUCAAAUUUGUGUAAUGUAUGUUUGCAUUAAUUGUGGGACUGAAUGCAACGAGCUCUUCAGGAGAUACUGUCCUAGUGUUCUUAAAGUUUUAAAAUGCGAAGAAUGCGGCUUAUCAGCUGAUAAAUACAUCGAAUAUGAUCCGGUUAUAGUUUUCGUAGAUCUAAUUCUGAUUGAAAAACCAGCUUACAGACAUCUUCUGUACAACAGCGAUUUUAAAUCGUACUGGAAAUUAAGUAUUAUAUUAUGGCUAGCUGAAUCGUCCAGAGCUUGGUCUUCCUGCGAGACGAACAAGACGGAAUUAACUAUAUCGGAAAUGGACCUGACUCAUAACGACACGUUACAAGAUCGCUGUAAUUUUUAUAAUUUGCUAUUGCACACCGCGUUAGCCUUCACGGGGUUCGUUUGUGCAGUCAUCGUUGUGACUGAAUUAAAAUGGUUUAUUAUUCAUGAAAAACCAUAUAAAUACAGCGUAAGAGAUUUAAGUCGUGCUCUAAUAGCCGGAGGUUGUGGUAAACUGCUCGGUUUAUUGGGAAUUGUGUGGAGGCAUAUUGCUUCUGGUCCGUACUACUUUCUUAUUCAAGGUUACACUGUUUUAUGUCUCUUGACCGCAUAUUCAGUUGUAUGUAAGACUGGAAAGGGAGGAUCUUUGAUUGGGUUAAUCACUGGAUUUCUGUUGUAUGGUUACAUAUGUACUUCCGCCUCUAAAUUGCACAUAGUUAUCCCCAAUAUCACACUAAUAUAAAUGUAUGUCCGACAAAACCAUACUGUUUUUGAUCA